Messenger RNA from Lutzomyia longipalpis, 1749 nucleotides. It is a transcript of the gene Ald1, whose product is annotated as fructose-bisphosphate aldolase. Lineage: Eukaryota; Metazoa; Arthropoda; Insecta; Diptera; Psychodidae. Gene Ontology annotation, biological process: fructose 1,6-bisphosphate metabolic process; glycolytic process. Gene Ontology annotation, molecular function: fructose-bisphosphate aldolase activity. The transcript has 5 exons. The record is from RefSeq and is a predicted model, not a curated record. The coding region runs from base 173 to 1267 and encodes 364 amino acids. Gene Ontology annotation, cellular component: cytosol.
AGUAUUAGUGACAAGUCUGUCAUUGUGGAAGGUCAAAUUAUUAACAGUGGAAACACAGAUCCCAAAAAUUUCUUAUCAGUUUUGCAAAUUUCUACUACAAGAGCACACGGGCUCCAGUAAAAGUUACGCAGAAUUUUCAUUCAGCAUCAUCCUCAAAAACUAAACUGAUAAAAUGACUACCUAUUUCAACUACCCAUCGAAGGAGGUUCAGGAUGAACUCAGGAGGAUAGCUCAAGCAAUUGUAGCUCCUGGAAAGGGCAUCCUUGCUGCUGAUGAAUCUGUUGGAACCAUGGGCAAGCGUUUAGCUGACAUUGGUAUGGAGAACUCCGAUGAUGCUCGUCGUCAAUACCGUCAGCUGCUCUUUACCGCCGACGACAAACUGUCUGAGAACAUCUCAGGUGUUAUUCUCUUCCACGAGACUCUGUACCAGAAGGCUGACGAUGGAACUCCAUUUGUUGAUCUGCUGAAACGUAAAGGAAUUAUUCCCGGAAUUAAGGUGGACAAAGGCGUCGUUGACUUGUACGGAUCUGAAGGCGAAUGCACAACUCAAGGUCUUGAUGACUUGGGCGCACGCUGUGCACAGUACAAAAAGGAUGGAUGUGAUUUUGCCAAAUGGCGCUGUGUUCUGAAAAUUGGGAAGAACACACCGAGCUACCAAGCCAUUCUUGAAAAUGCUAAUGUAUUGGCCCGCUAUGCUUCCAUUUGCCAAUCCCAGAGAAUUGUUCCAAUUGUUGAGCCAGAAAUCUUGCCCGAUGGUGACCAUGAUUUGGAUAGAUGCCAGAAAGUGACCGAGACCGUGCUGGCGGCCGUCUACAAGGCCCUCAGUGAUCACCAUGUGUAUCUCGAGGGGACAUUGCUGAAGCCCAACAUGGUGACAGCCGGCCAGAGCUGCCCUCGCAAGUACACACCACAAGAGGUUGCUCUUGCUACUGUUACAGCUCUUAGGCGCACCGUACCAGCCGCCGUGCCCGGCGUCACAUUCUUGUCCGGCGGUCAGUCUGAAGAGGAGGCCUCUGUGAACUUGAAUGCAAUUAAUCAAGUGGAACUUCUACGGCCGUGGGCACUGACAUUCUCCUAUGGACGUGCUCUACAGGCGUCUGUAUUGCGUGCCUGGGGAGGCAAGAAAGAAAAUGUCGCUGCUGGACAGGGCGAACUCCUCAAACGCGCCAAGGCAAAUGGAUUGGCUUGUCAAGGAAAAUACGAAGCUGGUUCAAUUCCCUCGUUUGCGGCUACAACAAGUCUGUUCGUUAAAUCUCACGCAUACUGAAUACACAGAACCGAUGUAAUGGGGAAACAGAACGAGGAAAAGAUACCGAAAAUUUAUUUUAAAAUUCACUCUUGAGUGGAUUUUAUCAUUAAUUUGGAUACCAAAUUGGAUUACUGGCUGGAUCGGAAAAUUUUUACACCUGUUACAACACACAAAUUUUUCAGAUUGAAAACUUGUGACAAAACUUCUACAUUUUCAACACAACACAAUUUAUACAAGGAAGAUGAUACAUACCAAAAACUCAAAUCUGCAUUCCAUUGACGUAUCAUACACUUGCUGCCGUGUACAAUUUAUACAUAACACAAAAUACAAAAACAUAUUUUAGUUAUAUAUCACGUAUAUAGUUGAUUUUUUAUUAAAACUAUUUGUUUUUCUUUUUCUUGCUUGUAUAAUUGCUUACUUAAGUUCUUUGUUCAAAAAUUUUUAAAAUUUCAAAAUAUCCAAUUGGCUCCAAAUAUACAAAAUUUUUCUACAUAUAAAAA